Molecule: messenger RNA, 2166 nt
Organism: Orbicella faveolata
Lineage: Eukaryota; Metazoa; Cnidaria; Anthozoa; Scleractinia; Merulinidae
Product: snaclec 3-like
Source: RefSeq, a predicted model, not a curated record
CGCACACCUCCACCCAACUUUUCUGGGAGUACCCCCCCGGGCAGCAACCAUGAACGACUGCCAGACACUGACAAUAGAGCCAAGGUUAUAACAGGUACUCCAAUAGGAAAGCUGUCAUCUGGAUGCACGAAACCUUUUUUGGUUCUCAGGUGCUUCCCCAUCUUGAUUUUGCGUGAACAUUUUCAGUUGGCUUACUAAGAACAUUCUUCAAUUUUACUCAAAAUCCUAAACUUACUACCCUUACACUGGUAUAUUACAUGAAUGUCAUGUGCAUGUCUGCAGAACUAAAGGGAAUGAAGUCUUAAAUCGCUUUCUCCUUCAGUGAAACAGUCUUCAAAUGGAAGCAGACCUACAGUUUUACUGUUCAUCAAAAGGUUAAAACGUUGCCGGAUUUUUUAUGUAAAAACUGCCAGAUAGGAUCGUCCACAAGCAAGGAAAACCACUGAAGCGAAGGUUUCAAAAGCUCUUACAGUUAAACAAUCAAAUUAAAAUACAAUGGAACACCUCCGACGACCAGCCCGUUAAUACAACCACCUAUUUAUUAUGGUGAUUAUCUUUUGGGCUGAAGAAAACGCUUAGUCGUACAUUUCCCAUUUUAAGAACCCCUUAAACAUGACCUCUCCCUUGACACGACCACAAUUUUAUGCGCAGGCGCAAGUUAUGUGACCUCACUUGUCUCACCAAACGAUCAGGAGACAAAUCAAAAUCUAGUUCUCAGAAGAUGCGAAGGCCUUGGGAACGACAUUAGCACAAAUCGAAGGCUAGAAUCACUGAACACACAAUGACCACGGUGGAAACGGUUGUCAUAUCAAUGUUCGUUUUUAACAAAGACUAUUUGACAUGCUAGCUGGCAAUUUGUCACACUUUUAUCCAGACACUGUCAAGCUUCGUUUACAUACUAAGAAACCCGGAAAGCGACGAUAGAAAAAAACAUGCCAAUGUUGAUUACUUUAUUGUAAAUCACUUUUUACAGCAGCAGUAGCAGCAGCAGCUGCAUCUUCAAAUAAAUGAAAUAUUGUUAAGAAUUGCCAGAUGACAACCUAGCAAGCGGGAUCUUCCUAUAAAAGGUUAAAAGACCCGAGAAUGCUACUCUUAUUUCUUUGUACGUUCUAUUUGCUUUCACCGGUAUUGGCUGAUGAAGUUUUAUCAGAAGGUUUGACUUGUCCAACCGACUGGUUGUACCUGAACGGUUCCUGCUAUCGAGCUUACAGCACGAAGCUGUCGUGGUUUGAUGCGGUAAAAUUCUGUCAGGAAAAUAAAGGAGAACUGCUCAGCAUCAAUUCUGAAGGAGAACAGCGCUUUGUUUACCAAAGCAUGGCGGUCAAAAAAACUCUAUGGAUCGGCCUGGUCAAAGAUUCUGGUUUGCAGAGUUUCCGUUGGUCGACGGGAGAGAAGCUAACUUAUCAGAACUGGAUUCCAGGAGAGGGAAGCAUAUCUGGCCAUGAGGACUGUGGUGAGAUGACAGACUAUAGUACAUUUCAUGGUCAAUGGAACGACAAAUCCUGCUCCGCAAAACAACCAUACAUCUGUGAGAAAGAUGCGCUAAGUGGACGAUAUUUCAAGAGGUUACUACGAAGACAGCUGACUGGUCACAUGAUUAAUCACGGGAUCACAUCUAGUGAUAUGGAAUGCAUAUUGUUGUGUCAACGCCAGCAACAAUGCAUGUCAGUCAACUACAAACUUGGAGAAUCUACAAGCGCCUGCGAGUUAAAUGCCGCUAUCGCAGAGGACUUUCCUGAAGAUCUCACUUAUAGCAACGAGUUUGAUUAUUAUGAGUCUUUCGUAUAGAGGCUAGAUCAUGACGUGGAAUGAGGAAUGGGAUCCACUCGUAACAAAAAAUAACUAAAUAAAUAAAUAAUAAAUAAUAAAUAAAUAUAACAAACGCUGCCCUGUAUUCGGUUUUCCCAUCAAGAGGCAAUAAACUCGACACUGCUGCCGGGAAACAGUGACAUACUUGUCGUUUUAAACCUUAUUUUCUGGCGAUAGAAAGCCAUCUUAGUAUCAUCCCUCCUAUUUCCCGACCCCUUCCCCAAACAAUGGGAGAGAUUGUUUCGUACGCUCUGUCGCUGUAAUCCUACAACAUUAGAUGGAGAAAAGGGUUGUUGCAUGGUGUUGAGAAUUUUCAGAGUUAGUGAAAGUAUUGCAUGAAAAGAGCCUCUCGAAUUC